Molecule: messenger RNA, 923 nt
Organism: Striga hermonthica
Lineage: Eukaryota; Viridiplantae; Streptophyta; Magnoliopsida; Lamiales; Orobanchaceae
Source: the annotation of a GenBank genome assembly
AGGUUCUGAACGAAAUAAUCUUGAUGAGGAUGUAUUUCGCGGUUUAAAGGAGUUGCUCGAUCAUUACAAUGUUUUGUUCAAGUCGUUCAGGAUGGCACGAGAGACAGUGAACCAACACCAGCAAAUUGAAGUUAAAAUGCGUCUUAUCGAUAGAAGGAAUAAGGAUGGCCGGCGUUAUAAUUUACCAUCUACUUAUGAAGUUGUCGCCUUAGUUGUUGGGGAUUUUGAUGAUGCCAUGGGCAGCAGGGAUAUUAUAGUGGAAAAUCGGAGCAGACGUUUGCAGCUGAUAAACGAGUUAAAUGCUUCUUACUUGGCACUCCAUUAUCCUAUUCUUUUUCCAUAUGGCGAGGAUGGCUAUAGGGAGGACAUUCCCUUCUCCUGUCUUAAACGGAUCACAGAGAGGUUGAGGAAAUUUAUCAGCCCGUUGGGGUUCUUCAAAUAUCGAAUGCACGAUCGUGACUGCGAAAUAUCGUCAAUUAUUUCCGCUCGGAGGUUGUAUCAACAGUUUGUUGUGGAUGCGUAUACAAUGGUGGAGGGAGCUCGGCUCAGAUAUAUACGUUUUAAUCAGAAGAACUUGAGAACUGAAUUGUACAACAUGCUUUCCGACGAUGUGUUGCGUGGUGACACGGAUCUUGGUUCUCAAGGCAAACGAAUCAUACUUCCGUCAUCCUUUACGGGUGGCGCUAGAUAUAUGGUUCAGAACUAUCAGGAUGCAAUGGCCUUUUUUCGUUGGACCAGUUAUCCUGACAUUUUCAUAACCUUCACAUGCAAUCCGAAGUGGCCCGAAAUCAGUCGCUUUCUUGCUGAGAAGAACCUCAACCCAGAGGGUGGUCCUGAUAUUAUUUGCCGAAUUUUUAAGACCAAGUUGGAUCAGUUGAUGAGGCAUGUUCGGCGUAACAAGAUGUUUGGAGACGUGAAAGCAU